AGGCAGACGGACAGAGAGAGCGAGCGAGAGGGAGCGAGUGGGUUUUCUUUUGUUGAUGUUCCCGCUGUCACGUCUGUGUGCGCCGCAGCCGUCAGAGCCACACAAAUCACAUUCCCAUUCCCACUGAAGCCACUGAUCGACAAUAACAACAAAUCAGCCACAAAGUAGCGUGGAAAAACAAAAGUAAUAAGUAAUAGGCAGUGAGAGGACAGUGAGGACCAGAAACAAGAAAUCAAAACAGAGACUCCGACUGCGACUGCGGAGAAGAUCCGGAUUCGUGUCCGGAUCGUCGGCCAGCCGCCAGAUGGCCUUCCGGCGGUGCAACGCGCCCGCCGCAGGCCCUGCCACCACCAGCGCACUCCCCAUCUGCCGCGGUUGCAGUUGUCAAGGUUGCAGCAGCGGCAGCAGCAGCAGCAGCAGCGGAAGCAGCCCAGCAGUGAGUGCGAGCGAGUGCCACUGAGCGUGCAAGCGAGAGCCCUUUUUCAAAAAAAAAACACAGAAACAAAAUGGUCUCGAAGAAACGCUCCAACGCCGGGGAGCGGGUGCAGCGCUCCACGGCGACUGCGGCAGCGGCGGCGGCAGCAGCGGCCGCAGCAGCAGCAGCAUCGUCGGGAAAGAAGCGGAUUGGGAAGCUGGCGGGGAAAGCCACCGCCACUUCGUCUGCAACCUCAUCCCCCGCCGCUUCCGCCCCACUUGCCUCCAACAGCCCUCCGGACGAGGCGGAGGACAAGAAGUCCUCCGGCAGGACAGAGGCGUCCAAGAAGCCCAACAAGGAUCCUGCACCAGGAUCGGGGUCGGGAUCUGGACCAGGAUCCGGAUCGCACACUGCCACAGAAAGCAAUAGCACCAGUGCCGGUAAGCCCGCCAGCAGCUCCUCCGCAGCAGCCUCCUCCAGCAGCCAUCCGAAGCUCUCCGCCGAGGAGCGCCUCGAGGACGGCAAGGCGCGGGCCAUCAACAAGAUGCUCAAGAAUCUGGACAUCAAGAUCCAUGGCUUUGACAACCUGCUGACCCACGGCGAGGAGCGGCUCAACGAGGGCGUCCUCAAGUCGUCCAUCUCGGAGAACGUGAAGACCAAGUCGCGGGCGGCCGCCGUCAAGGUGAUCGCCAGCCUGAAUCCCGUCAAGAUGCCGGCUGUGAAGCGCGUGCGUCCCUCCCCGGAGCCCUCUAAAGAGAAGGCACCGGCGCCGGCGCCUCUGCCGGAAAAGGAGAAGGAAAGGCCUACUAAGGUGGAGCAGGAUCAGGCGGCAGCAGGUGGGGCUCCCGAGGAAACAAAAUCGAAAAAGGUCAGCCAGAUGGCCAAGAAAUCGACGCCCACUCCCGUUUCCCAAGCCACGCUCACGCCCUCGGCUCCUCCUGCCGCGAAGCUCCAAGUGAGCGGCAAGAAUCCCGGCAAGAAACACCAGCCAGGGGCAGAGCCGGCCAAGAAGGAUUCCUCGAAAGCAGUGCCCAAGGUGGGCAAGCCCAAGAAGCUGCCGGCUGGACAUGAUUCGGGCGGAAAAGCUCGACUGCCGGACUCGAAUACGGAGCCCGUGCUAAUGGAGCUGGAGGAGAUUGUGAUCACCCCCACACCGACGCCGACACCGACACCGACACCCACGGCCACUCCCACUCCAACACCCACGCCGACGCCGACGGCCACGCCCACGCCGCGAGCCACUCCCACGCCCACAGGUGGCGAGUCAGGGGCGCCGCCUGCCCAGCCCCAGCCACCACCGCCACCUGGCGGGGCCACCAAGCAGCGGCCCAAGGUGAAGUAUACCAAGACCUCGGCAGGAUCGAAGGGCCGGAUGGCCGCCGGCGGGAUGGCGGGACACCAUCCGAAGUUCUCGCCCUCGGCCGCCUGCAAGGACAUCUACGACUUCAAGUCCGGCUCCGAGGACGAGGAGCCCAUCAAGAUGGUGCUGCCGGCGCUGAAGGAGCUGCGCGAGUUCUCCGACGAGGACAACAAGCCCCUGAAGCAGCUGGAGCGCCAGGAGAAGGCCAAGUCCCAGGCCUCGGCGCAGGACAAGAAGGAGGAGCCCGAGAGCCCCAAGGUCAAGGAGGAGAAGAAGCCGGAGGACAAGGAGGAGAAGCCCAAGAUCAGGGACAAGGACAAGGACAGGGAAAAGGACAAGGAGAAGGAAAAGGAGAAGGAGCUGGAAACUCCGAAAAGCGAAGCCAACAACGAACCAGCAGCCAAGGCCAGCACCUCCAAUCCCUCCUCCGCGAGUGGAGCCACUCCUGCCAGCAAGAAGCAGGGAAAGCGCAAGAUGGCCACGCCCACGCCCAGUCCCGUGACGCCGGGACGCAAGAAGAAGCAGGGGGCAGGGUCAGGAGGCGCCAAAGGCAAGGCGGCCGCAGCAGCCGCGGCAGCCGCCAAGGAGGAGGAGUCCUCGCAGGACACCAGCUCCUCGGAGGACGAGCGCAAGCUGAGCGCCUACAGCGGGCCCAAGCGCCACAGGAUGGCCUCGCUGAACGCCCUGGCGAAGGUGCAGUGCCUCUACGAGAACGAGUCCCGGACCGCCCACGAGCUGGGCCUGUCCAAGGCCACCCAGCAGCCGCCCAGGAUCCGCACUGUGGACGGCAGUGAUGACGACAACCACAAGGACUCGCCGCACCACGACCGGGACAAGGGCUCUAUUAGUCCGCCGCCCGUGUCCGGCUCCAAGGACGCCGCCGGCAAGGAAGCGCUCCCAGCGCCGCCACCCUCGCCGCCGCCGGCAGAGCCACGACGGGAGCUGCGCUACGUUCCCGGAGGCCGGGGAGUGGGCAAGCACUGGGAGUUCGACAGUGACAGCGAGGUGGAGGAGAUGCAGCUGGUCCAGCCCCUGCCGCCGGCCAAGAAGAAGAAGUGGGCCAAGAAGGCGCCGGCCAAGGCCGAGCCCUCCACCAAGGGCAGGAAGAAGAAGGUCCUGCCGGCCGAGGAGAGCGACGACGAGGAGCCGCCGGAGAAAGAAAAGGCCAAGGACAAGGAGAAGGAGAAGGAGGACAAGAAGGACAAGCCCAAGCCGCCUAAGCAGCUGCCCAAGAAGCGCAAGAACGCCUUCACCGAGGAGCUGAUCGGCGACUACAAGGGGAUCCUGGCCAGGAAGCGCAUGGCCAGCCUGAACGCCAGCGCCAUUGUGGCGGCCACCUACGAGGUGGAGCGCCACCUGGACAAGAACCUGGCCAGCGACUGCUCCAGCUUCGAGAGCUACGACGAACUGGACACCAUGCCGCCCGCCUCCUCCAGCAAGGCCUACAACUCGACGGCGUCCUCCGCGAAGGGCCAGGACGUCAUCCAGAUCAAGAAGGAACCAAAGGAGCCGAAGGAGUCGAAAGAAUCUCAGCGGGAGCGCGAGAGAGAGCGCGAGCGGGAACGGGAGCGGGAGCGGGAGAGAGAACGCGAGCGAGACAACGACGCAAGGGACUCCAAGGACCUGGUCGCCGGGAAGAUGUCCAGCCAGACGCACACCAUCGUCGAGGAGAGCAACGACUCGAAGUACUCCAAGGAGACGAAGGAGACCAACACGGACACCACCAUCACCACCACGGGGUACAGGGACUCGGCAGCCAGCACCAAGGACGCCAAGGACUGCAGUCGCCCCACGUCCUCGUCGGUGGUCAUCGUCCAGGACACGGACGUCACCAUCACGGGCGUCUACGUGAACGCCAGCAACGGCGCCGCCCAGGAGGCCUACUGCAAGAUGCAGUACCGCGUCCAGUCGAGCGUCACCGAGGAGCGGGUCCUGCGCCCGGGCUCCGUGGAGCCGCCCAAGUCCUACACGCCCCUGAGCGCCCUCUCCAGCAUGCUGCCGCCCGGCGCCAGUUCCGGGCUCAGUGAAGCCCACAGCUCGCCGCCGCUGCCCAUCCACGCACCGCCGACGGGACCACAUGUCCUGCUGCCCGGGGAGCACCUCAGCGCCGGCAUGUACCACGCCCCCGACCUGGGCCUGCACACGGAGCACGCCCUGCCGGAGCACCACGGCCCGCCCCCGCCCUCGUAUGCCGCAGCCGCGGCUGCAGCCGCCGCUGCCGCCGCCUACCACGCCCACCAGCUGGCGCCCGGCGGCGGAGGGGUGCUUCACAUGCACCACCAGCACCAGUACGCCGCCCACGCGGCCCACGCCCAUCACUACCAGCAGGCGGCCGACUACCACGGUCCGCCCCCGCCACACCAUUACGGCGGCCCGCCUCCGCCGCCCCCUCCGCAGGGCCACUACGGACCGCCGCCGCCGGGUGCUCCGGUCCCCGUCCCGGUGCCCGUACCCGUGCCGGUGGUCGCGGAGCGGUGUGACGUCGGCUCCCCGCCGCCCUCGUACCGCGCCAGCGCCUAUCCGCCGCCCCCCAGUUGUGGGGUGCCCCCGCCCACCUUGGGCGGUGGGUCGAGCGCCUUCUGCGCCCCGAGUCCUCAUCAUCAUCAUCAACACCAGCACCAUGGCCAGCAGCCAGGACCUCCGCACCAUGAUCCAAGUGGCUACUAUCAGCCGGCUGGACCGCUGAUAUCGCCGCACGUGAUCGCCGCGCCCCCGCCACCCGCGCAGGUGAAGAAGCUCCAGGAGGAGGAGGCCGGCAGUGUAGCCUCCUCGGCCGCGGGAUCGCCCACGCAGCUGCAACAGCAGGCAGCAGCCGAAGCAGCAGCAGCAGCCGCUGCAGCUGCCGACCCAGCCACCCACUCCCACGCCCACUCCCAGUCGCAGAAUCCACAGAGCCAGGCGCCACACCCGCCCCAGCCACAACCGUACUCGGCCAGCGCCGUGGCGGCCGCUGCUGCGGCAGCCGCCGCCCACCCGGGCGUACCCUACUCGCGGUCGAUGCACGCGGCCCAGAUGCACUACACGACGGCCUAUCCGCCAAACUACUACGCGCCGUAUCCGGGCGAUGUCAUGUGCUACUCGCCGCCCACCUACCAGCCGUACUUCUCCAGCAAGGUCUACCAGCCGGGCCCGCCGCCAGGUCCGCCCGCCCACCCCUCGCACGCCGGCCACCCGGGCGCCCAUCCGCCGGGUCCGCCCCCGCCCCCGGGCGCCUAUCGUCGCUAUCCGUACUACCAGCACGCCGGGCCUCCGCCGCCGCCAGAGCUCUACGAGCAGCAGCAGCAGUCCCAGCCGCCCCAGCCACCGCCGUCGGUCGCCGGAGCGGUAUCCGCCUCGGCCCAAGCGCCACCCGCCGGCAGCAGCAGCAGCAGUUCCGGAGCAGCGGCAGCAGCCGCCGCAGCAGCAGCCGCAGCCGCCGCCGCCGCAGCAGCCGCAGUAGCUGGUGUCCCGGCCGGCAGUCAGCUAGUGCCGGCCCAUCCGCAUCCGCAGCAGCCGCAGCAGCACCAGCAGCAGCACCUCGAGCACUACCCGGGUCCGCCCAGCUACUACGCCGGAUACAGUCCGGGCGGAGGAGCCGCCGCCGCACAGUGCUACCCGCGCGGCCUGCAGGCACCGUACAUGGAGUACCCGCCGCAGUGUCCUUGCCCAAUGCCUCAAUCGUGUCCAAAAAACGUCCAUACUGGGCCUCAUAUUGGUAGCAACAUCAGCAGCAGCACCAGCACCAGCAGCAGCAGCAACAACACAAGCCAGACGAGCCACAACAGCAACAUGUUGCUGAGUGCCACCAGCAGCAGCAACUGCAGCCGCAGCGACACCUUGGCUGCCGGCAGCAGUGCUGCGACUACGACGGCGACAGCGUUGACUACCAGUAGAGGCCCAGUUAAAAAUGCCCCCCACACCACCCCCCACACAUCCAGCAGCGAGACAGGUUGCCACACACGCAACACUAGCAACAUAAGCGAGACCACGACCACGACGAUGAAGACGACGACGACGACGACCAGGACUAGGGCCACGGCGGCGACGAACACCAACAGCUCGGCCACCACCGCCACCACCGGCACCCAGUGCCAGAUGCUGGUCAAGACGGAGCUCAAGGAGCAGGUGACGAAGAUGCAGUACGAGGCGCACGUGAUGCCGCCGCCCACCCCGCCGGAGAGCUACUGCGGCGCCAGCGACGAGAAGCUGUUGCUGGAGGAGCAGGAGCAGGAGGGGGAGCUGGAGCUGCUCCUGGAGAAGGGCUGUCGCCCGGGCGGCCAGCCGAUCAUCGAGGCCUACGACUUGACGUGCAGCACGACGCCGCCUCCGGCGGGAGUGCAGGCUACGGUCGGAACUACAGCAGCAGCAGCAGGAGCUGUGCCGCGCAAGGCCAGGAUCGGGAAGAACAUGGCCCGGGAAAUGGUAUACGCCGGACAGCAGCAGCCGGCGCUGCACAAGCUAUCGGCCGCGGUGACGGAGACCGGAACCGGAACCCGUACCGGCACCGAGACCGGCACCGGAACGGACGCGCCGGAACCAGAGGUGCCUUUUGUACUUAAAGCGGAAAUCAAAGCAGAGACCAAAAUCAAAAUCGAGCACGACGGCGAGGCGGCCGCCCAGGCCAGCAGCACACAUAUCAGUCAAUUGCCGGACCUGAAGCCCACCAUCAAGACGGAGCCGGAGCCGGAGCAGGAGCCGGACCUGGAGCAGGCGCCGGCGCCGGCGGCCAAGCAGCAGAACGAGAGCAGCGGAGCUGUGGCCAAGGUAGAGCAGGAACCAAAUCAAAAGAAGAAGGAGCAGUCGGAGGAGCCGCAGGAGAAGGAUCGGGAGGCGGAGCCGAUGGACCAGGUGGAGGAGCUGAUGCCCCCCGAGGCCAGUGGAUCUGGCAGUGGCGGCGCCAAGCAGCGCCUCAACCUAAUGGCCUCCACGUCCGGCUCGGCCUCCGCCGCCAGGAAGGCCGCCAAGCACCAAAGCUACAAGAGCCUCAUCAAGCAGGCCGAGCCCAAGAACUACCUGUGCCCCGGGCGGAAGUUUGUACGCCGCCACGGGCGCGCUCCGGCCAAGUACGCCAAGCGGCGCCAGCAGCUGCUCGUCCAGCGGCAGCAGCGACUGCGCCUGCAGCAGCAGCAGCGACGCCGGCAGGAGCGCGAGGCGCUGGCGCACGCCACUGAGGUGGCCGCACCCUCGGAGGAGGUCGCGUUGCCCCCCAAGCAGCUGGACUCGGCCGCGGAGGAGCCGCAGACCACGCCCAGUGCCUCGCCCAAGAGGGCGCGCCCUCGCAAGCAGGAGAUCGCCGCGCUGCACCUGCUGGACACGGCCCACAGUCGGGGCUACUUCAGCGACCCGGAGCUGAACCACAGCAGUCGCACCCAGGCGGCUUCGGCGGCAGCCAACGCGGCAGCAGCUGCAGCGGCGGCCUACGUCACGCCCACUUCUCUGGUGGCCGCCCACCAGCCGGCGCCCGGCGAGAAGCGUUCCAAGUCUGAGACCAAGAAGCCAGUGGCGGAGGCGGCAGCCCCGGCGGCGAAGAAGCCGCGCAAGCAGCCGUCCACCAAACCGACCAAGGGCAAGGGCAAGUCGAAGAGCAAGAAGCCAAAUGCCGAGGAGGCCGAGGGCCCAGAAACGGUGGGAGUAGUGCCAGACUCAGGAACGGGGUGGGGGCUGCCGGCGGAGCUGUCGCCCGCCCAGGAGACGAACAACAAUGAGUACCAAACGGCGGACUUGCAGGCCCAGAAGCUGGCCGAAGCCACAGCGCCCGCGGUGGUGGCGGAGGAGAGCGCUGCCGCUGGCGGGGAGCAACAUUCCGAGGAGCAGCCCCAGUUCCGGAUGCCCAGCCAGCCGGUGGUGCUGCCGCUGCCGCUACCGCCAUCCACGCGGCACAACCCGGCGGCGACGAAGCGCUCGCGGUCGCGCAGCAAGUUCGGGAACCGCAAGCGGCAGAAGCAGCGGGCCGGCGGCGUUAGCUACGAGCUGGACGAGACCCAGCCGCCGGCCACGAAGGCCAACGUGGUGCCCAAGUGGAACAACGGCUGGAUGUGGGCGGGCAAGCCCUUCCAGGGAGCAGUCUUUCUCAACAGCGAUGACCCCUUGGUGCUGCGCACCUGCUAUCCGGCCAUGCGGCACCGCGAGGGCGACAUCAUACGCACCCGGGACUGUGUCCUGCUGAAGGCCAACGAGGACAACGAGCUUCCGUACGUGGCCAAGGUGGCCCACUUGUGGCAGAAUCCCGAGGAUGGCGAAAUGAUGAUGUCGCUGCUGUGGUACUACCGCCCGGAGCACACUGACCAGGGAAGGCAGCGCAACGACUGUCCGGACGAGGUCUACGCCUCCCGGCAUCGGGAUCACAACUCGGUGGCCUGCAUCGAGGACAAGUGCUAUGUGCUGACCUUCAGCGAGUACUGCAGGUACCGUCGCCGCCUGCGUGCCGCCGAGGAGGACGUCGAGGAUGUGAGCAUAGUGCCCCGGCGGCCCAGCAGCACCACCGCCCCCUGCUUCCCGGUGCGCACAGUGCCGGACCACACCAACCCGGAGCUGGUGAUGUUCUGUCGCCGGGCCUACGAGUUCCGGACGCGACGCCUCCUGAAGCUGCCCCAGAAGAACGGACUCGUGAGCAACUACAGCUAGCGCAAGGCCCUGGGCGCGGUCGCAAAGGCCCUGGAGCAGGACGCGAGUGUCCUGGAGGCGUAGAUGCGUAGGGACACUAGAAUAAAUUCACGUUGCAGGUGCGGUGGCACGGGGAGGAGCCGGGGAUAGAGUCCUGGCGGAGAAAAGAGAGCAGGUUGCAUGUUUUUUUGUUUUUUAUCAUCAGUCUACAGUCUCCAGUCUACAGUCUACAGUCUACAGUAUUGUUAAAGAUAUGAAAGUACUUUUUUUGCGCAAGUCCUUGGAAGGAUGCAUCGAACUCUGUGCUGGCAGUCGUUGUUCCUAACCAACUCUCGUUCGUAAUCGGCGGAGUUCGGUGCCCUUCGCACGUUGGCAGGACAAACACACAGGACAACAGGAGAACACAACACGAAACAUGAGACACGACCAAGAUGUAGGCAGAAGCUUUUGACGAUGGGAAGGAGGAGGGAGGCGGGAAGGAUACGCACGCAACUGCUGGGAGAAAGCAUUGAAUACAUUAUACUUUUUAAAUAAUUUAUUUAUUCCGAUCACCCCCGAUCCCGACCCAGACCCAGACCCCGAUCCAGACCCAGACCCAGACACACACCCACACAGCACACACACCUUUGUUAUUAAGUUGUAUGUAUUUAUUAUCAUUAUUAUCGAGUUAGUCAACAUUCUGUGUAGAGAUUUCCGUUGGCCCGCUCAUGCCUGGCCGGGAGAGAUGCAUUUGGUCCCUGGAGGGAGGGAGGGCCCGAAUAGACCCCACAACCAUUUCCAAUUCUUCAGUAUUGCCCGAUACUUUGCACAGCCUCUUGAAAGACUUGAUAUCCCGAUUCCUGCACGACUAUUCGGGCCCAGACCGACCAGAGGGGGCGCAUCUCCCCCCACGGCAGAAAAGCAUACUCAAAAUUCGAAAUUCCCCCCUUUACUCGAUUAGAUUUAUUCGUUGAAAGCCCCCAGACCUUAACGAUACCUUAAAGAAAACCUUAAACCUACUGAUGCUCAGGCAAAACCAUACUUUUGCGCACAGACAGCCGGAAUAUUCUACGAAAAUGAGAUUUCUGACUCCCCAGGCCCAGGCCCAGGCCCAGGC
Messenger RNA from Drosophila bipectinata, 9453 nucleotides. It is a transcript of the gene Hers, whose product is annotated as Histone gene-specific Epigenetic Repressor in late S phase. Gene Ontology annotation, molecular function: transcription cis-regulatory region binding; chromatin binding. Gene Ontology annotation, biological process: heterochromatin formation; negative regulation of DNA-templated transcription. The record is from RefSeq and is a predicted model, not a curated record. Gene Ontology annotation, cellular component: chromatin silencing complex. NCBI's taxonomy places the organism in Eukaryota, Metazoa, Arthropoda, Insecta, Diptera, Drosophilidae.